Messenger RNA from Funneliformis caledonium, 612 nucleotides. Lineage: Eukaryota; Fungi; Glomeromycota; Glomeromycetes; Glomerales; Glomeraceae. The record is from the annotation of a GenBank genome assembly.
AUGUCAAGAUACGAUUUAAUUGAAUUAUCACAAGUUUAUUACGCAUUUGAUUUGGGAUUUAAAUCUUUAAACUCAGAAACGUUAAUAUCAAUCUUUACAUCAUCUGACCAAUCAUUCCAAAAGGAUCCUUUUUCAGUAUUAGGAUUAAAAUUACGUGGCGGGGGGGUAUUUAAUAAUAAACCAUUAAAUUCACCGAUAACAUAUUUGGGUUGGGGAGCAACGUCGGAAGAAAAAGAAGCAAGAAUUUACAUUUUUGAUUCAGAUAUUUCUCAUUCCAAUCAUAUUUCCCCAUGUUAUUAUGUAACUAAUGGGAGGUUACUAACACCUAUAGAUGGAUGUAAAUUAAAUAAAGGGUGGUGGAGUGCACCCCUUUUACAAAAGAAUAAAAAAAUGAUGUCGAAAGCAGGAUUUCUUGGUAAAAAUGAACUUUAUGACAACGUAGGCAUUCCUUACGUGCUUGGUGAUUUGAAAUCCGUUUCCAUUAAAGCUGAUGUAUUAUUGGUUGCUUACGAAGAAAAGAAAAGAGAUAAAUCUAUUACGGGUGUAAAAUAUUUGGUAACGUCCGGCGGUGAAAAACAUUUAAGGCAAAAAAAUGGUUGUGUGAUUUGCUAG